Molecule: messenger RNA, 1762 nt
Organism: Puntigrus tetrazona (Sumatra barb)
Lineage: Eukaryota; Metazoa; Chordata; Actinopteri; Cypriniformes; Cyprinidae
Product: deoxynucleoside kinase
Exons: 7
Coding region: 119-913 (264 amino acids)
Biological process (GO): nucleobase-containing compound metabolic process
Cellular component (GO): mitochondrion; cytoplasm
Molecular function (GO): ATP binding; deoxyguanosine kinase activity
Source: RefSeq, a predicted model, not a curated record
AUUUCAACUAGUUCAAACUAUUUAGGCGCGCGCGGCAGCAUUAGGCUGGUCUCCGAGACUUUUAAUCAUUAUAUAUAAUACAGUGGCUUGUUUAUUUAUUUAAGUAUUUGAUACAGUAAUGGCUACUCCUCCAAAGAGAUAUUGUUCAAGCCUUGACGCUGACAUCAGUUUCGAAAAAAGGGCAUUAAAGAUCUCAAUAGAGGGAAACAUUGCGGCAGGGAAGUCAACUUUUGUGCGUUUGUUGGAGCGGGCGUCAGAGGAAUGGGAGGUCAUACCAGAGCCUAUUGGGAAGUGGUGCAAUGUUCAGACUUCAGAGAACGAGUAUGAGGAGCUCAGCACAUCCCAGAAGAGUGGCGGCAACCUGCUGCAGAUGUUAUAUGACAAGCCCAGCCGCUGGUCAUACACUUUCCAGACCUACGCUUGCCUGAGUCGUGUCCGUUCACAGCUUCAGCCGCCUUCUGCCAAACUUCAGCAGGCAGAGCAACCGGUGCAGUUCUUUGAGCGUUCUGUCUACAGCGAUCGAUACGUGUUUGCCUCUAACCUCUUUGAGUCUGGUGAUUUGAAUGAGACCGAGUGGGCCAUUUAUCAAGACUGGCAUUCGUGGCUCCUCACUCAAUUUGAGUCUCAGAUUGAGCUGGAUGCCAUGAUCUAUCUUCGUGCUGAUCCCGAGAAGUGCAUGCAGCGUCUUCAGUUCAGAGGACGAGAGGAGGAGCAAGGGAUUCCUCUGGAUUACCUGGAGAAGCUGCAUUAUAAGCACGAGUGUUGGCUGUACAAUCAGACCACAAAGUUGGAUUUUGAGUAUCUUAAAGACCUUCCGAUAUUGAUCAUGGACGUUAACGAGGAUUUUAAAAAUGACAGAAUUAAGCAAGAAGGUAUCCUUGAUAAGGUGAAGGAGUUUUUGAGGACCAUCUAGAUUACCAUUUAUCACUCUGGAUUUAUGUGUGGACAUCAAUGAAUUUGUGAUUUUAUUUAACUUGUUUUAAGCUGAUUUCAUAUUUGGCUUGUACAUAUGUAUCUUGUUGUAUAAUAAAACAUCAUUUUUAAAAAAGCUCUGUUAGGAAAACAUUUGGAGAGAUUGUUUUUUUUUUUACGUGCAGUUUGUGAUGUGAUCUGAAGACUGUUCCGUAAGAGAAAAGUCAACAGGUAAAAUCUUACAGGAUUCCCAACGCCAUGGAAAACCUAGAAAUGUCAGCGUUUACUAAAAAAAGACAUGGAUAUGAGUGAUAUCCUGAAAACCUAAAAUUACUAAUUGUUAUUCUCUGCUAUUAAAUAUUUUGUCUGUUGGUUAUAACUGUAUGCUAUGCUUUGCGAGUGAAACCUGUAAAAUGGUAUUUUAACAAGGGAUCUUUUCUCUAAUUACAAGCUACUGGAAAAGGUAAACGUGUGGGAAGGAUAUGUGCUUGAACAGAGGGAGAAAAAUAAGAGGGCUUUAUGACCAUUCAUUUCUGCAGAUUUAGACGAUUCUCUCCACUUUGUUUUAUGAUUAGUUGCCCAAACUCUUGCUCCUGUAAUAGAGGCUGUCAGAACGCUGACUCACUCAGCGAUGAGAAAGUGCUGGUUCAUCCUCGUAAUUAGGCAUAAUAUUCAGCGUUCGUGGUCAAUGUGGGCAACCCAUUGAAGACUGGUUUUCUGGUUAAUUUUGUAUAAUUUAAUCAGGUUAAUAUUAUUUCUCCCAUUUUAACCUUUAAACCUUACAAUUAUCUGUGUAUAUCGUAAACGUUGAGCAGAUGCGUGACUGUUUAUAAAUGGCUUAAAUGUCAAA